Messenger RNA from Conger conger (European conger), 3102 nucleotides. Its product is annotated as serum response factor-like. Gene Ontology annotation, molecular function: protein dimerization activity; DNA-binding transcription factor activity, RNA polymerase II-specific; serum response element binding. Bases 501 to 2291 code for a protein of 596 amino acids. Lineage: Eukaryota; Metazoa; Chordata; Actinopteri; Anguilliformes; Congridae. The record is from RefSeq and is a predicted model, not a curated record. The transcript has 8 exons. Gene Ontology annotation, biological process: positive regulation of transcription by RNA polymerase II.
UCUCGGGUUCACAUAUUCAUCCACGCUGUGGUUGUUAAUGUCGGGAAAUGUUGCAGUUAUUUCACGCAUAAAAACGCUCUAAUGCAUGCUUGAGAAAUAUCAAACAUAGCUGCACAAUGAGGAUACUUUUGAGGAGGAAACAAGCGCCAUUUUAAAGUGUUGUGGUGGCGCACUACAUACCACGGCGGAGUUCUCGAAGGGGUGUCCUGCGUAUUUUCCUUUUGGAGAAAGUGCAACGAGUUUUGGAAAUAGAGGAGGUUGUGCUUGAUUGAACCGCGGCGAAGGGGGUCCUAUGGGACAGCAUCAGUUCUGAAACUUCGUUCACCAUAGUACCUGGUUCUAAAAGAACCCGUUUCGCUUCAGGACGAACUGGCAAGUUGGGUUUUUUUUAAACCUCCGUUGAGUGUUUGGUGAGAGCGCGCUUUUGUUACCAUUACCCGAACACACGCACCAGCGGUCAUCGGGUAUCGGAAAAGACACCGUUGUCAUUUGUGAAUAUAAUGUUACCUAGCCAGGCUGGGUCAACAUCAAGUGGAAACGGGUCAGCGUCCGGCACUGGUAACAUCGGUCACGUAUCGGGGAUUGUUAGCACCGGCAUUCGGCCCGGUCUGGUUAGCGCGGGGUUGAACGAAGUAACUGUGUACAGCGGUAUUCACGCCGGUGGGGUUGGGCGGUCGGGAGACGGGUCAGGGAUGUUGGGGGGAAACGGAACGGGGGUGGGUUCCCGCGGGGUGAUGAGACCAGGCAACGGAGCAGGACUAACCACUCUACAGAACACGGCGGGUGUCGUGGGCGGAAUUAACACAGGGCUUGGUCCCCACGCUGGCGGCAGGUUUGACCCGGACAGACAGGGUGCACCCCAGGUGUACAGCUGUUCCGAAGCCGAUUCGGACUCCGGGGAUGACGACGACCACAUGGGUUCAGCUGGGGACAGUAGGAGAGGGGUGAAGCGCGAGAGGCCGGAGAUGGAGGUUGCGACUGCGGGGCCGGAGGUCGGGGUUCCGCCUGGAGGUUACGGCGGCGUCGCUGGAGGAGUCGCUGGUGCAAAGCCGGGGAAGAAGACCCGGGGACGAGUUAAGAUUAAGAUGGAGUUUAUCGACAAUAAACUGAGGCGAUACACCACUUUCAGCAAAAGGAAGACUGGUAUCAUGAAAAAGGCGUACGAGCUCUCCACGCUGACGGGCACGCAGGUGCUGCUGCUGGUGGCGAGCGAGACGGGGCACGUGUACACCUUCGCCACGCGCAAGCUGCAGCCCAUGAUCACCAGCGAGACGGGCAAGGCGCUGAUCCAGACCUGCCUGAACUCGCCCGACUCGCCGCCCCGCUCCGACCCGUCCACCGACCAGCGCAUGAGCGCCACGGGGUUCGAGGAGACCGACCUCACCUACCAGGUGUCUGAGAGCGACAGCUGUGGGGAGGCCAAGGACAUGCUGAAGCCCUCGUUCGCGGUGGCCAGUCUCCCCGGCGGGGGCGUGGGCGGGGGCGGGGCCCAGCAGCACCCGGCCGCCACGUCCUCCGGCGCCGCCCUGCAGGUGAACAGCGGCGGGGGCGCGGGCGGCUCGUUUCCCAUGACCACCUGCUGGCCGGUGUCGGCCUGCGCCAGCAGCAGCAGCGUGGCCAGCACCAACGGCACCGUGCUGAAGACCACCGGCUCGCCCGGCCUGGUGCAGCUGCCCAGCGGAUUCUUCAUGUCAGGCAGUGCCCUCCCCCCUGGCACCCCUGCCAUUCCGCUCAGCCAGCUGCAACAGCACCCCCUGCAGGCUCAGACGCUCACUGCCGCCGUGACCGCGGCUCAAAACCAGCAGGUCUUCCGCUUUCCCUCUGGCCUCUCACUCACAGGUGGAGGCAUGGCUCAGCAGCUGCAGGCGAUCCAGGUGCACCCCAGCCCCCAGCAGAGUCCGAGUGACGGCAGCCCCGACCUAUCCCAGCCCUCCAGCAGCUCCUCAGCGAGUGCCACCAUCGUCACGUCCUCGGUGCCCACCUCUGUGGCGGGUCACAUGAUGUACCCCAGUCCGCACGCGGUGAUGUACGCCUCCGCCCCCACCCUGUCCGACGGCAGCCUGGCCGUGCUCAACGCCUUCUCCCAGGGCCCCUCCCACCAGCAGGGCCAGGACACGGGUGCAGUGCCUCAGGUGUUCCUCACUGCCCCACAAGGCACCGUGCAGAUCCCCGUGUCCGCAGUGCAGCUACAUUCUAUGGUGAUUGGUCCGCAGUCCGGCGGCAGCAGCAGUAACCUGACGGAGCUGCAGGUGGUGAACCUCGACGCCCCGCACAACGCCAAGAACGACUGACGGACAGUCGCCACGGACACGCAGUCGCCACGGAAACAGUCGCCACGCAGAGAGCAGACUCCCGCCCCUAUUUAUUGAUGCCUUCACACAGCGUUUUGUAUGAAUAUGAAUUCAAAAAGAAACUGAAAACGGUGGACGCAGCAGAAAGAGAGGAGUGUGUGUCGCCUCUACGCUCCCUGGAUCGGAACCCGUGCGCCCAAGAACUUUUUUUUUUUUUUUGUGUGUUUCUGUUUUUGUUAUCUGUUUAGUUUUAAGAGCAACUUUGACUUGGAAUAUGCACACACUGCAGGUGCCCUGGCCUCAGAGAUCAGCCAAAGAGAGGUGUGUGUGUAUGUGUGUGUGUGUGUGUGUGUUUGUGCAGGCACACGCCUGUGUGUGUGUGUGUGUGUGUGUGUGUGUGUGUGUGUGUGUGUGUGUGUGUGUGUGUGUGUGUGUGUGUGUGCGCGUGCGUGUGGUUCGGCACACGUUCAAUACGGUUUGAUAGAGGAUGAAUGGGAACCAAGUAGAUGUGGAAAUGUGUGUAUAUAUAUUUUUCUUUCUCUAUUGGUAUAUAUUCAUAUUUUAAGCCUGUGUGUGUAGCAGUAUGUGCCGUUUAUUAUUUUAUUUUAAUUUUUUUUUAAGCCUUUGUUUUGUAUGCGUAUAAGUGAGCACAGAAACGGAUAAUAUAGGCAUUAUUAUGCAAAUCUUUGUUCAGCACUCAUGAGGCAUUUGUGUGUGUGUUCAUUAGUAUGGAGUAGGAAUCCAGAAGGUUCUCUAUGGAUGAGAAGCCAAGUUGUCUUGGAAUUUCGUGCCAAAAUACUGCUAGUCAGGA